AGUUUGGGCAAGCUGCCCACGCAAGCAAAGCAUCCCUAUCCGCUUCUUCUUCCCUUCCCCUUCUCUCCUUGAGCAUUUCUUCGCUUUGCUUCGCUCCCAAGCGAGCGACUUCUUCCUCCUCAAACCAAUCGCCUCCUGGAUUCAUCGGCCGAUCGCUGCAGAAAGUAACAAAGGAAUACAGUCUGCAAGAAAAUGGCCGACGCCGACAACUGGGAGCUCGUGUCGCUCACCGCAUCCACCUAUGCCGCUGCUCCAGGACCGAUCUCGCCAGUACUCCUCCUCGACGCCCACAAAACAGGGGAGCUUUCUAAUCCUCCUCCUCCUCCCCCUCCUGCAAUCUUCAUGUCGCAGCACUUCAACUGGUCAGAAGCCGUGGAAGCACUUGCCCAGCUUAAUGGACGCCAAGAAGAAUCCACCCCUCCUGCUGUGGAUACGAAUGCGAUGGUGGAUGAUGAUACUCAUCUCGACAUGCUCUGCCCAGAGAACUGCGAGAGGGAGCAGCUGGAUGAUAGCCUGGCACGUUCAGAUUCCAGGUCAAACACCUUGGAUGAUGGCAAUUUCAGUUUAGCCGGAGAGGAAAGGCAAACCGAAAUCUUCUGCUCUGCUGAUGCACAUGCAGCAGCUGCUUAUUCAGAUAUUCGCGGCACAUCAGCUCCUCAUGUUUCUGCUGCUGCUGCUGCUGCUGCUGCUGCGAUUGUCGAGACUGCUUCUCAUGUUCCGGUGGCUGUUUCUUCUUCUCCUAGAAUUGCUCCGAGAAUGCCCCGUGAAGCUGCACAAGCAUGGUGGAAGAAGACAUUCUCAUUUCUGCGCAACAAUGCCAGAGAAUCUCUCACCUUCCGUGUCAUCUUUGUUGCUGCCACGGUUGUAGGACUGGCAAUUCUGGGGCAGCGUGAGAAACUGCAGCUUCAACAGCUCAGGCUUGAAUUCGAUGUCCACAGCGAGGUAAGAAGAUAAGUUGCGGCAGCGUGGGUGAGCCACUUGGUCAGAUGAAAGGCGGCAUGAUUGUCGGUGGGAGCCCCGUCGCCCAUGGGUAAUCCAACAAAAGGUACUACGGUGAAUGUAAAAAGUAUGAUGGUGAUGAUGAUGACGAAAAUUAAGUGUGGUAAUUAGGAAGAUGAUGACGAAAAGUGUGGACGGUGAAUCUUUUUAGCUAGCUACUCCGGUGUACAUGUAAAUCAAUCUCGGCCUGUCCCUAGUAGGCAGGUGUGACUGACUGUAUGAGUCACCACAGUGGUGUGGUUACUUAAGAACUGUCAUGGCCAGGGUGCUUAAUUAGCUCCCUCUAUGAAGCAGAGAUGAAAUGAGACGGGGGUUUGUAUUGUCUUGCUGGUGAUCAGGUGUUGGAGGUUGGUGCAGAUUGUUGGCCGAGUUGGUAUCCAUCAGCAUCAAUCAUGUAAAAAAGUAUUUGUGUUGUGUUAAUGUUAUGUUGGAGCAAAUAUAUAUUCUGCCACUGUACCGGGCAGUGGCAUAUGUUCAUGUUAUAGUAUGUAUUGGCAAUGGAUAGUAAAAUCCCUGUACUGGAUCCAGAUGAUGUUAUUAAUGUGCAUGCGGACAUGUAGUCACUCUCUGAA
Molecule: messenger RNA, 1571 nt
Organism: Brachypodium distachyon (stiff brome)
Lineage: Eukaryota; Viridiplantae; Streptophyta; Magnoliopsida; Poales; Poaceae
Product: ATG8-interacting protein 1
Exons: 3
Coding region: 193-954 (253 amino acids)
Cellular component (GO): intracellular membrane-bounded organelle
Source: RefSeq, a predicted model, not a curated record